Messenger RNA from Thlaspi arvense, 1350 nucleotides. The record is from the annotation of a GenBank genome assembly. NCBI's taxonomy places the organism in Eukaryota, Viridiplantae, Streptophyta, Magnoliopsida, Brassicales, Brassicaceae.
AUGGCCCUCUCUUCUCUCGUCAGAUCUGCCGCCGCCUCCACGGUUGCCGCUCCUCGCGCUGACUUUUUCUCUUCGCCGGCGUGUGAUCAUUUUAAGCUUAGGUCGUGCUUUGAUCUGCUUGAGUUUCGCCUUUACGCGCCUUUGGUUAGUUCGGAGAAAGUGGUGUCGUCAAGUCUUGGAUUUAGCCGCAACCUGAAAUCAUCAAUUUUUUCUGGUGCUGCCAUUGCUGCUGGGCCAUCUGCAUCUCUACACAAAAGCAAUGCGAGAAGUGUGCAACCCAUCAAGGCCACGGCUACGGAAGUGCCAUCUGCAGUCCAAAGGUCAAGUAGCACUGGAAAGACAAAGGUUGGGAUCAACGGCUUUGGUCGGAUCGGAAGGUUGGUCCUCCGUAUUGCAACAUCCAGGGAUGAUAUUGAGGUUGUAGCAGUGAAUGACCCAUUCAUUGAUGCCAAGUACAUGGCUUACAUGUUGAAGUAUGAUUCUACUCAUGGAAAUUUCAAGGGAACCAUCAAUGUCAUUGAUGAUUCUACUUUGGAGAUCAAUGGGAAAAAGGUCAAUGUUGUCAGCAAGAGAGAUCCAGCUGAGAUCCCUUGGGCUGAUCUUGGAGCUGAUUAUGUUGUUGAGUCUUCGGGGGUAUUUACUACCCUAUCAAAGGCUGCAUCCCAUCUGAAGGGUGGUGCAAAGAAAGUAAUAAUAUCUGCCCCUUCAGCUGAUGCACCCAUGUUUGUCGUUGGGGUAAAUGAGAAGACAUACCAACCAAACAUGGAUAUAGUCUCCAAUGCAAGUUGUACCACCAAUUGUCUUGCACCUCUUGCUAAGGUGGUGCAUGAGGAAUUUGGUAUUCUUGAAGGCUUGAUGACAACUGUCCACGCAACCACUGCUACUCAGAAAACUGUUGAUGGGCCAUCAAUGAAGGACUGGAGAGGAGGCCGUGGAGCUAGUCAAAACAUCAUUCCCAGCUCAACCGGUGCUGCGAAGGCUGUAGGUAAAGUUCUGCCAGAACUGAACGGGAAGCUUACAGGAAUGGCAUUCCGUGUACCAACAUCAAACGUUUCUGUUGUGGAUUUAACUUGCCGACUUGAGAAAGGUGCCUCUUACGAAGAUGUUAAAGCAGCCAUCAAGUUUGCCUCGGAAGGACCUCUGAAAGGCAUUCUCGGGUAUACAGAUGAAGAUGUCGUCUCCAAUGAUUUCGUUGGUGAUUCAAGGUCAAGUAUCUUCGACGCCAAUGCCGGGAUUGGGUUGAGCAAGUCCUUUGUGAAACUUGUCUCUUGGUACGACAACGAAUGGGGUUACAGCAACCGAGUGCUUGACCUUAUAGAGCACAUGGCCUUGGUAGCAGCCAGCCGCUAA